AUUUUGAUUAAAAGAGGGCGCUCGAGGUAAACAAAUCGAAAUUGGAUCUUGUACAGUAUAUAGUAGACAGAUGCCACCAAGAUAAUGUUUGUAAAUACGAGUUUUUCUUUUAUUAAACGUAUUGCAAAUAUUAUAGGCAAGAACUAUAACAAUUCUGGGUUACUACCCUGUCAGAAAUGGACCAACUUUUGCACAAGCUCAUGUUUGAAUUCAAGUAUUGGUGACGAAUAUCUAGGCUCAUCAAGCAGGCAAUCUGGCUUUACACCUCGGCGAGCAGUGUUGUACGUACCCGCCAGUGAGCAGAACAAGUUAGAAAAGUUAAAGGGCUUAGCAGUAGAUUGUGCUGUAAUGGAUUGCGAAGACGGAGUUUCCAUUAAUAGAAAGGAUGUUGCCAGAGAAAACAUCAGGAUGGCACUGGACUCUUUAUCUGCUCCUGGUGUAACUGAUUUAGCUGUCAGGAUCAAUGCCAUGGAUUCCGGAAUUGCAGCAGAUGAUCUGGCAGUAAUUUACAAAGCUUCAAACUUACCAAAAACGGUCAUGCUUCCAAAGGUCAAUAGCAAAGGUGACCUGCAUUUGUUUUCAGAAAUGUUUGUGGACAUUUUGAAGACCAGGCAAUGUCCAGAUUAUAAGGCUAAGCUUGUGAUAUUUGUUGAGAGUGCUAUCGGUCUUCUAAACUUGAGGGACAUCUUAGCAGAGGGCAUUGAACUAUCUAAGACUGUACCAUUUCAUCUUGAAGGGGUUGUGUUUGGAUCAGAUGAUUUUUGUGCUGACAUAGGUGCAAGUAGAACAGAAGAUGCCAAAGAACUGUUGUAUGCACGACAAAAAGUGGUUUUAACAGCAAAAGCAUUUGAAUUGCAGGCAGUCGACCUUGUUCACAUCAACUUUCGCGAUCUGGAGUCACUUGAGAAGCAGUCAUUGGAGGGUGCUGGAAUGGGGUUCACUGGCAAGCAGGUUAUCCACCCCAGUCAGGUAUAUAUUGUUCAGAAAGCAUUUAGUCCGUCAGCUGACAAGGUUGAAUGGGCCCAAGAACUUAUUAAAGCAUUUGAAGAUCAUGAACGCUUAGGGAAGGGUGCAAUGACAUUUCGUGGCAGUAUGAUUGAUAUGCCAUUGGUUCUACAAGCCAGAAACAUCUUGCGUCUGGUGAACAUGAGUGAUGAUGCGACACAAAGGUGACAGAAUUCACAGAGAAUGAAUUUUUAUUCAAAAAUUUGAUUUAUUUUAUUGACAGAUAUAAUACAUU
Anneissia japonica is the source of this 1240-nucleotide messenger RNA. Its product is annotated as citramalyl-CoA lyase, mitochondrial-like. Gene Ontology annotation, biological process: regulation of cobalamin catabolic process. The coding region runs from base 85 to 1173 and encodes 362 amino acids. The record is from RefSeq and is a predicted model, not a curated record. Lineage: Eukaryota; Metazoa; Echinodermata; Crinoidea; Comatulida; Comatulidae. Gene Ontology annotation, molecular function: (S)-citramalyl-CoA lyase activity. The transcript is spliced from 6 exons.